ACCUGUCGAGUUACACGAGUACGUGAAGGUAAAGUCUCUCUUUUUCAAAAGGCUGCGACGGGUCCUGAUCCCUGUAUCUGCCAGAGCACCGCGUUCAGGCGUCCCUGUUAGUUACGUCUAGCAGAUUUUGUUGGACCAAUUUUAAGCUAAUAUCAGUCACGUCGAGGUGGCUCGUAAGCUUUCCCGGAAGCUCGCCACAGGAUGGACCAUGCCACCAGAACAUACGUCUACGUUGGUAUUGCCUUCGCAGCAGUCUCUGUUGGAGUUAUAGCACAUUCUACUGACGUUUCAGACUUGCGGAAUCACCCCUCGCCUUAUGCAAAUGUCACAAGGAGAAAUCGACAAGAUUCGAAUCAAGCAAGUGGGACUUGUCCAACUCCAGCGAAGCAACAUGUCUCAAGAGAUUAUGCGGAGACGCCAAUCAAUUGGCAAUUAGUAGAAACGACUCUGUCGUCCGAGAUAGAUCGAACGUUUGCGGGAGUCCGACUGCUGUUCUCUUGGUCGAGGGCCUGUUUCGUGGCAAGAUUUACGCCGUUUCUCCGUGAAAGACAUCGAAGACACGAUGCGUCGUCAAAGCCCUCAUUUGUUUGGCAUCUUGCAAGCGCUGGUCAAAGGGAAAGCCAACGAAAAUGCUGACAGCACACGCCUACAGGCUCUCAUCACCGGCACUGUGGCACUGAAGUUCUGAGAUCGCCAAAGCAGUGGGAUUGCACUCCUAACAGCCUACAUGCUUGUUUGCUCGCGGUACAGGAAAGCAAGCAAUUACAGACCUCAACCAUCUUGGUGUCUCGCAAUCAUAUCAACAGGUUUAGCGACGUCUAACUAAAGAACUUGGCGAAUGAUUACCAGGAUGUACAGCAGCUCACGAAAGAGACACACAUCUGGGUGUAUGACAAUCUGAAUUUGUAUUUAGAUUUAGAUCUGCUCUAGAUUUGUGAAGGUAGUCAAAUGUACGAAAUAUGUCCGU
Corticium candelabrum is the source of this 967-nucleotide messenger RNA. RefSeq lists its product as uncharacterized. NCBI's taxonomy places the organism in Eukaryota, Metazoa, Porifera, Homoscleromorpha, Homosclerophorida, Plakinidae. The record is from RefSeq and is a predicted model, not a curated record. Bases 202 to 636 code for a protein of 144 amino acids. The transcript has 2 exons.